This is a messenger RNA of Nelumbo nucifera (sacred lotus), 1643 nucleotides long. The record is from RefSeq and is a predicted model, not a curated record. Lineage: Eukaryota; Viridiplantae; Streptophyta; Magnoliopsida; Proteales; Nelumbonaceae.
AAACAACUCUUCUACUAAAAGUCUCUGCCCAAGUACAGAAACCAAGCUGAGGCUUAAGCUUUUUCCUGGAUUUCUCUCUUUCUCUCUGCUAAAUCAAUGGCGGCCACUGUUCAUUCACUUUUACUUCAAAACCCAAAUCAUUCCUCCACCAUUUUGAAAAACCCCUAUUCCAAUAUAGCCUUCCCUUCCCAGAGUGUGAACUUCAUGACCCCAACCCGUUCGAACAAGUCCCUCUGCAUCACCUGCACCACUCAAGUGCAAGAUCUCUCCACCACGGCCCCUGCAUCCCAGUCACAAGAUCGUGUCUUCAACUUCGCUGCCGGUCCGGCGACUCUUCCCGAAAACGUGUUAAAGAAAGCUGAGUCGGAGCUCUACAACUGGCGGGGUUGUGGUAUGAGCGUUAUGGAAAUGAGCCACAGAGGUAAAGAGUUUCUUUCUAUUAUUCAGAAGGCAGAGGCAGAUCUGCGCGCUCUCCUGAAUAUUCCGGAAGAGUACGCGGUGUUGUUCUUGCAAGGCGGUGCCACCACCCAGUUCGCUGCGGUUCCGUUGAAUCUGUGUAAACCAGAAGAUCCGGUUGAUUAUUUGGUUACUGGGUCUUGGGGAGACAAGGCUUUUAAGGAAGCUCAGAAGUUCUGCAAAUCCAAUGUUAUUUGGUCUGGGAAAUCCGACAAGUAUACGAAGAUCCCUUCUUUUGAUGAGUUGGAACAGAACCCAGAUGCCAAGUAUUUGCAUAUUUGUGCCAAUGAGACGAUUCAUGGAGUUGAGUUCAAAGAAUAUCCAACCCCCAAGAACAAAGACAGGAUCUUGGUUGCUGAUAUGUCUUCUAAUUUCUGCUCGAAGCCCGUCGACGUUUCGAAAUUCGGUAUCAUUUAUGCUGGAGCACAGAAGAACGUCGGUCCAUCUGGGGUCACCGUAGUGAUUAUCAGGAAGGAUCUGAUCGGAAAUGCCCAACCCAUCACGCCUGUGAUGCUUGACUACAAGAUCCAUGCCGAGAACAAUUCUCUUUACAACACCCCGCCUUGUUAUGGAAUCUAUAUGUGCGGUCUCGUCUUUGAAGAUUUGUUGGCACAGGGUGGUUUGGUGGAGAUUGAGAAGAAGAAUAAGAAGAAGGCAGAGAUUCUAUAUCAAACCAUUGAUGAGAGUGGCGGUUUCUACAGAUGCCCAGUUGAUAAAUCGGUUAGAUCGUUGAUGAAUGUUCCGUUUACCCUUGAGAAGUCAGAUCUUGAAGCAGAGUUCAUUAAGGAGGCAGCCAAGGAGAAGAUGGUCCAGCUCAAGGGUCACAGGUCUGUCGGCGGGAUGCGGGCCUCCAUCUACAAUGCGAUGCCAUUGGCAGGGGUUGAGAAAUUGGUUGCUUUCAUGAAGGAUUUCCAAGCAAGGCAUGCAUGAUGCAGCUAUAUACCUCAAUCUAGUCCAGAAUAUCAUGCUAUGAGCUGAUUUUUGUUGUUGUUUUGUUUGUUCUUCUUUUCAUCUUCUCUGUUGCACUUCAAUCUAGUCCAGAAUAUCAUGCUAUGAGCUCAUUUUCAGUCAGAUUUUGUUAUGGGUGAUUGUCAAAUCUCCUCUAUCACUGCUAUAGUUCGGUUGAGUGUUCGUUCCUUUAUAUGAUUUACAAAGAUAUAUGAGAAACCCAAUAUUGAAUUAUCAGA